CGUCAGUCUUCACUGUCCACUUGUUUGCAAGCGCUAGUAGUGCGGCUCCGCUCCCAACCGAGACGACGAGCCGCCCAAGACGAGGAGCCAUUUACUCCCACUCCCAAUCCCACCACGCACCCGCAUUGUUUCAAAAAUUCUCGAAUCGGCCCUUGGUGGCAGCCCCCUGGCCGCCGGCGACUGCGGCGAGGGGCUCUUCUGGUGAAGGGGGCCGCUUUGCUUCGCUGCAAGCUCGCCGUAGGGAGGGGGAGGAGGAGGGUGUGACGAGGAGGAGGGCAAGGCAGGCGGGGCAGCGGUGGAGGUGCGAAGACUGAAGAGGCGCCGCCCAUGGACACCGCGCGGGGGGUCGCGUGCCUUCUCGUGGCGGUGAUCUGUUUGUCGUGCGCCGCCGCCGCCGCUGCGAGGACGCCGGCGGCGAGGAUGCAUCGCCACCUCAAGCGGCUCAAUAAGCCGGCCGUGAAGAGUAUCGAGAGCCCAGAUGGGGACAUCAUAGACUGCGUGCACAUCUCCCACCAGCCAGCGUUUGAUCACCCGUACCUCAAGAAUCACACUGUACAGAUGAGGCCGAACUACCAUCCGGAGGGCCUGUACGACGAAUCCAAGACCAAUGUGGCCUCCACCAGCAAUGGCGAGAGGCCUAUGGUACAGCUCUGGCAUCAGAAUGGGAGGUGCCCGGUAGGCACCGUCCCCAUUAGGCGAACGAAGAAGGACGACCUGCUCAGGGCAAGCUCAAUGCGGCGGUAUGGCAGGAAGAGGCACACAACAGCAAACCCAAUGUCGGUCAAUCCCACCAUGCUGAACGAGGGUGGCCAUCAGCAUGCGAUAGCGUAUGUUCAAGGUGACAAGUACUAUGGCGCCAAGGCGACCAUCAAUGUGUGGGAACCCAAGAUCGAGCAGCCUAACGAGUUCAGCUUGUCCCAGCUCUGGAUCUUGGGGGGAUCAUUCGGGGAGGAUCUUAACAGCAUUGAGGCUGGAUGGCAGGUUAGCCCGGACCUCUAUGGGGACAACAACACAAGGCUGUUCACCUACUGGACCAGUGAUGCAUACCAAGCAACAGGGUGCUACAACAUAUUGUGCUCAGGGUUCGUUCAGAUUAACAGCGAGAUUGCCAUGGGCGCCAGCAUCUUCCCAACCUCAAGCUACUCUGGCUCCCAAUAUGAUAUCAGUAUACUGAUCUGGAAGGACCCAAAGGAGGGCAACUGGUGGAUGCAGUUCGGCAAGGACUACGUGCUGGGCUACUGGCCGUCGUUCCUCUUCUCGUACCUGGCGGACAGCGCGUCGAUGAUUGAAUGGGGCGGGGAGGUGGUGAACUCACAGCCCGACGGUGUGCACACCUCGACGCAGAUGGGCAGCGGGCACUUCCCGGAGGAAGGGUUCAGCAAGUCGAGCUACUUCAAGAACAUCCAGGUGGUGGACAGCACCAACAACCUGAAAGCCCCAAAGGGGCUGGGCACCUUCACCGAGCAGUCCAACUGCUACGACGUGCAGAACGGCAACAAUGGCGACUGGGGCACCUACUUCUACUACGGCGGCCCUGGGAGGAGCUCCAACUGCCAGUAGCAACUCUGAAAGUGUAGCCGCGAUUCAGAGUGUAAUACACCGUCGCAAGCAUCAGUUUUCUCGUAGCCCUAGAUCAAUAGUGUGUCAUGUGAAUGGGGUUCUUUUGUUGCUGGUGUGUAGUAGUUUCUCUCUCUGCUGAGUUUCUUCUCUUCUCUUUCUUUUUUUUUUCUUGUUAGUGCCAAGAUGGCUUCUGAAGAGAAGCAUGGCAUGUGGUGGUGAUGUGUUGCCCUUAUGGUGGCCUACCUCCUUUUCCUAUAUGGUAGAUUCACUUGUCCUUGUGGUUAUGGGCUGUGCUCCUUUUUUCCACCCUUGUCACCUUUUUUUCACCUUUGAUGAAUGUCAGUGUGGCGCACCGAAAGGUGGAAUGGGCAGAAUUCAGAUUUA
Messenger RNA from Setaria italica (foxtail millet), 1944 nucleotides. RefSeq lists its product as uncharacterized. The record is from RefSeq and is a predicted model, not a curated record. Lineage: Eukaryota; Viridiplantae; Streptophyta; Magnoliopsida; Poales; Poaceae. The coding region runs from base 328 to 1560 and encodes 410 amino acids. The transcript has 7 exons.